Messenger RNA from Myripristis murdjan (pinecone soldierfish), 2260 nucleotides. It is a transcript of the gene shroom3, whose product is annotated as shroom family member 3. The record is from RefSeq and is a predicted model, not a curated record. Gene Ontology annotation, molecular function: actin filament binding. Gene Ontology annotation, biological process: actin filament organization. The coding region runs from base 121 to 771 and encodes 216 amino acids. NCBI's taxonomy places the organism in Eukaryota, Metazoa, Chordata, Actinopteri, Holocentriformes, Holocentridae. The transcript is spliced from 4 exons. Gene Ontology annotation, cellular component: apical junction complex; apical plasma membrane; cortical actin cytoskeleton.
UUCCCCAGCAGGCUCCGGGACGGCAGGGCGGCGGGCGGGGGGCUGGAGACCGACCUGGACCAGGAGGAGAGGGACCUCGACGCCACCAAGGCGGCGCUCUGUGAGGCUCUGCGGCUCCACAUGGCGGCUCUGCGGCGGGACAGGGAGGCUCUGGCCGAGGAGGAGCGGCGGCACAGCGCCCUCUGCUGCCACCUGGAGGAGCUGGUGCAGGAGCACUGCAGGGCCAACGAGGCCGACAAGUACCGCAGCUUCAUCGGAGACCUGGAGAGGAUCGUCAACCUGCUGCUGUCGCUGUGCGGCCGCCUGUCCCGCAUCGACCGGGCGCUGCUCGCCCUGCACAGCGACAGCCAAUCAGAGGAGGCCGCCGACGAGAGGGCGUCGCUGCAGGUGAAGCGCUCCCAGCUGCUCGCUCAGACCGAGGAUGCCCGGGAGCUGAAGGAGAACCUGGAGCGCCGACAGCGGGUCGUUCACGCCGUCCUGUCGGGCCGCCUCGCCGCGCCGCAGCUCCACGACUACCGCCGCUUCGUCGCCGCCAAGCCCUCGCUCCUGAUUCGCCGGCGGCACCUGGACGACCUCAUCCGGCAGGGGGAGGAGCGGCUGGCGCGGCUGACAGAGAGCCUGCCGCCGCCGGAGGCCACGCCGGGCGCGGGUGGCCGGGCGGGGGCGGGUCCGUUACCGGCAAGCUCCGCCCCCUGCCCUUGUCCAUUUCCGUCACUGCUGUCAUCAGGCCACGCCCACGCGGUCCACUCCACCGCCGUGACAUCACUGUGACAGGCGGCGCCGCGCCCCGAGGACGCCGGGAGCCCCACGUGAAGGAGGGGCGGAGUCAAGCGGCCGCUCCCGCCCCCGUCAAACACCAGACUCUCAACACGUCUGCCUCUGACGUGUUCAUGUGUUUGGACGCCGCACGCCGUUACAGCCGCCUUUUCACUGCACGCCAGACAGGAAGUCACUCUUCUUCUACAUCCCUAGCUGCUCGCUAACGACAGCUAGCGUCACUCUAAUCUAAUCCCAUGUCAUGAAGCUAGCUGCUCGCUAACGACAGCUAGCGUCACUCUAAUCUAAUCCCAUGUCAUGAAGCUAGCUGCUCGCUAACGACAGCUAGCGUCAGUCUAAUCUAAUCCCAUGUCAUGAAGCUAGCUGCUCGCUAACGACAGCUAGCGUCAGUCUAAUCUAAUCCCAUGUCAUGAAGCUAGCUGCUCGCUAACGACAGCUAGCGUCACUCUAAUCUAAUCCCAUGUCAUGAAGCUAGAUGCUCGCUAACGACAGCUAGCGUCAGUCUAAUCUAAUCCCAUGUCACUGACCUGGCAGCUUGCAGAGCAGCUGCAGUGCAGGCUGGCGGGCAGCAGGGGGCGUGGCCUGGGGGGCGUGGCUGGGGGGCGUGGUCUGGGGGCGUGGCAGGGGGCGUGUGCAGUGAAAACGCGGCUCAGAGCCGCUGGGUUCUGUCAGACUGCAGCUGCUGGGACGGUUCCUUGAAGAACCUUUGAUUUUCACCUGGAGAACCCUGACACACACACACACACACACACACACACACACACACACACACACACACAGGGUUCUUCAAGGAACCGUUCAGGAACGUUCUCUCUGAAGAGCAGAAACCUCACAUGAACCUCCUUUUUUUUUUUUUAAUGGACCGAAGCCGCCAGGUGCAGUUUACCCACAAUGCCGCUGGCUGGUGAGCUCUGUACCUGCCAAAGUCUUUUUUAAACAGCGAGCCUUCAGGAGACCCGUUAGCACCACACCUCUUUACUCUCUUAAGCAAUGCAUUCUGGGAGAACUGCACUGCAUUUUGAGAGGCGGGGCGUCACGCUGGCGUCUCAUUUGCAUAAAGAAUACUUUAUGUAAAUUAGGGGCGUCCAGCGCGACUCGCCACCUCCGGAAACUCCAGAGAAACUUCACUGAGCUGCAGGCUUCAGGAGAGCCGGCCCACUGAGAGGCACCUGUCCAAUCACGUGCAGCCAGGAAAGGCUACAGGUGGGCGGGGCGGGGCGGGGCCACAGGUGGGCGGGGCCAGGUGCUGGUGGAUUCUGGUUUGUGCACCGUGUUGAAGGCUUCACAGUUUGAUGCUGGCGCUCACACACACACACACACACACACACACACACACACACACACACACACACACACACACACACACACACACACACACACACACACACACACACAGCCUGCCUGUCUCUGCAGUGAUUCUGAUUUUUUAAAUUAAUUUGAGUUCGCUUCAUGAGGGGAGAGACGAUCGGACCACAGCUCCUCG